AUGGCUUCUCAUAGCUCGACCCGAUGUCUAUCGCAUUGGCGACUCAGUUUCAUUGAUGUGCCAAUCGAUUUCUCGGAGAAGCCACUCAAGCUUUGGAUCAUCAUCUUAACUCGCUUCCCUUUUCCUCUCGCCCUGGUGCCGUGGUUUAACUCUUACCCAUACACUCAUCUCAAAACUAAAACUUAUACCCUUAAGCAGCUCAACUGUGCAUUUUCACUAGCGCACGAUAUAGAAUUGACCCUUCUCCUUCCACUCUUCUGGCACUAUACAUCGAUGGAUAUUGCAGAGAGUUCACCGUUCACCGUUAUCCUCACACUCCUUCCUAUCUUUGUCAUCUUUGUUGAGUUGGUUUCCGCUUACCCAUUUUACUCCCCUCCCUUUUGUUUUGUUGGGUGUUUACAUAAGUAA
This is a messenger RNA of Marasmius oreades (fairy-ring Marasmius), 408 nucleotides long. RefSeq lists its product as uncharacterized. The record is from RefSeq and is a predicted model, not a curated record. NCBI's taxonomy places the organism in Eukaryota, Fungi, Basidiomycota, Agaricomycetes, Agaricales, Marasmiaceae. The transcript has a single exon. Bases 1 to 408 code for a protein of 135 amino acids.